GGACUCGGCGCUGCUUUAGCAGCUGCAGAUUCGUCACACGUUCGGAACCGGACAGGGGAGAGCAGUGGUGAGGCCCGCUCUUCAAGGGAUGCGACAGGCCUGCCGGCUCCCCCCACUGCUUCUUCCCGUGCGGGCCGGAGGGAAGAAAGAGGUGGAACCGCUUCUCUGCCACCCGCAAGGCUCCUGGAGGCGCCGGUGUCGAAUGUGCUCCGGUGAACGCAGAGCCCGCCGGGCCUCGCGCAGUGUAAAUGAGCCAGGAUGGACCAGGAAGGAGGGGGAGAUGGGCAAAAGCCCCCCAACUUCCAGUGGCGAAACUACAAACUCAUCGUGGACCCUGCACUGCACCGGCUCCCACAGAAGGUUUACCGCUAUGACGGGAUUCACUUCAGUGUCAACGAUGCAGGAUACAAGAUUGUUAGCAAGCUCCAAGACCCCCGUCAACGACUCACCUGGUCCAAAAACAGGGACCUUUCCCUCCCAGUCCCUAAGUUUAAGCUUGACGAGUUCUACAUUGGGCAGGUCCCACUGAAGGAAGUGACCUUUGCCCGGCUGAAUGACAACGUUCGGGAGACCUUCCUGAAGGACAUGUGCCGCAAGUAUGGAGAGGUGGAAGAGGUGGAGAUCCUGUUGCACCCCCGAACCCGAAAGCAUCUAGGCCUAGCCCGAGUGCUCUUUGCCAGCACUCGGGGUGCCAAAGAGACCGUAAAACAUCUCCAUCACACCCCAGUCAUGGGCAAUAUCAUCCACGCCCAGCUUGACAUCAAAGGGCAACAACGAAUGAAAUACUAUGAACUGAUUGUCAAUGGCUCCUAUACCCCCCAAACAGUGCCCACAGAGGGCAAAGUCCUGAAUGAGAAGUUCCAAGGAUCUGCAAUACCCACUGAGACGACGGAAUCUCGACGCCGGCCUUCAUCUGAUUCAGCCUACCCAUCAAGCACUUCUGUGCCAGUCACACCUGGCAAUGGCACACCCUGCUCUCAGGAUACAACUUACUCUAGUAGCCGGCAAGACACCCCAUCCUCCUAUGGCCAGUUCACGCCACAAUCCUCUCAAGGGACGCCUUAUACCUCCCGGGGUAGCACCCCGUAUUCCCAGGACUCUGCCUAUUCCAGCAGGCAAGGAACUCCUGGCUAUUCGAGUUACCAUCCAGAUUCCUCUUCUUCUGCCACCUCUUCCUAUAAGCCUCGUCGGUCAGAGAACAGCUAUCAGGAUUCCUAUUCCCGCCGACACUUCUCUUCUUCAGCUACCACUGUUGCCUCUUCUUCUUCAUCAUCAUCGUCGUCAUCGUCAUCCUCGUCAUCCUCCUCCUCUUCAUCUUCAUCCUCUUCCUCUUCAUCCUCUUCUUCCUCCUCCUCUUCUCACUACCGUGGUUCUGACUCACACUAUCCAGCAUAUUAUGAGAGCAGUAGCCGAUACCAGCGCCAUGCCUCCUACCCACCCCGUCGUGCACCCCGGGAGGAGCCCCCAGGAACCCCUUUCCCUGAGCGCUUCCCACCCUCCUACACCUCCUACCUGCCCCCUGAGCCCAGUCGCCCUGCUGACCAAGACUAUCGACCUCCUGCCCCAGAGGUUGCACCUCCAGAGCCUCCGGAACCUGUCAGUGGAGGGGGUAGGGGGGCCAGCCCUGAACAAGAGGAAGCCAGAAGUUCACCUCACCCAGGCUCCCCAAUUCGAUCUUGCUCACCUGCCCCAGAGAUCACCAAUGAGAGUGUGCCCUUUGCCCAGCAUAGCAGCCUAGAUUCCCGGAUUGAAAUGCUGCUGAAGGAACAGCGAUCCAAGUUUUCCUUCUUGGCCUCAGACACGGAAGAAGAGGAGGACAACAGUAGUUUGGGCCCUGGGGCCAGAGAAGCUGGGAGUGAGGUCCUCCUGGGACCAACUCAUGGGCCUUGCACACCUCCCCCAGCCCCAGCAAAUUUUGAGGAUGUAGUUCCUAUGGGGAGUAUUGAACCUGGGGCACCUGGAGAAUCUCCCAAAGCCAAUGGACAGGACCAGGCCUCUCUUCAUUCUUCUGGUGAGGACAUGGAAAUCUCAGAUGAUGAUGGUGGAGGAUCACCCCCAACGGCCCCCUCACCCCCACAACCUCCACCUCCACCACCUCCACCACCUCCACCUCCACCCUUUCUGGCUCCUCUUCCCCUGGGCUAUCCCCAUCAGCCUGCCUAUCUUCUUCCUCCCCGGCCAGAGGCACCCCCACCCCCUGAAUAUCCUCCACCCCCUCCCCCUCCCGCACACAUCUACGACUUUGUCAACUCCCUUGAGCUAAUGGACCGACUUGGGGCUCAGUGGGGAGGGAUGCCCAUGUCCUUCCAGAUGCAGACCCAAAUGUUGACCAGGUUGCACCAGCUGAGGCAGGGUACAGGGGUCACUGCUGCAUCAGCAGCGCCCCCUAGUGGAGGUUUUGGGGAGCAUUUCCUUCCAUUCUCUCCACAUCAAGAAGCUGCCUAUGCACUACCCUACACUCUGUAUGCCCCUGGACAGGAGAACCGAGGGGCUUAUGCCCGUGAGACCUAUCACCUGCCCUUACAGGCAGAGCCCUUGCCUUCCUCCUCUGCCUUAAGGGAGGAGGAACACCCACCUCUUGGGGAGGAGGUAGAAAUGGCAGAGGGGAAGGCACCACCUCCUGCUGGCACAGUGGGCCGGGUGCUGGCUACCCUGGUGCAAGAGAUGAAGAACAUCAUGCAACGGGAUCUUAAUCGCAAGAUGGUGGAAAAUGUAGCUUUUGGAGCUUUUGACCAGUGGUGGGAAAGUAAAGAGGAAAAGGCUAAGCCUUUCCAGAAUGCAGCCAAACAACAGGCAAAAGAAGAAGACAAGGAGAAGACAAAACUAAAGGAGCCAGGGCUGCUCUCCCUUGUGGACUGGGCCAAGAGUGGGGGUGCUGCAGGCCUUGAAGGCUUUGGAUUUGGCUCUGGGCUUCGAGGAGCACUUCGACUGCCUUCAUUCAAGGUAAAGCGGAAAGAGCCUUCUGAAAUUUCAGAGGGUGGAGAAGAGAAGCGGCCUCGGCCUUCUACCCCAGCUGAAGAGGAUGAAGAUGAACCCGAUCGAGACAAGGAAGCUGGAGAGUCAAGUCGACCAGGGAUGAAGGGCCCAAAGCGAGAAGAGGAGAGGAGUAAGGCCCAGGGCAAACACAGAAAACCUUUUGCUCUGGACAGUGAAGGGGAAGAGGCAUCACAAGAGUCUUCCUCUGAGAAGGAGGAAGAAGAUGAUGAGGAUGAGGAAGAGGAAGAAGAGCACAGUGAAACCAUGGAAACCAGUAAGAAGGAAGCUGAGGCAUCUGGAGGUGAGGAUGAGGAGAGUGCCUCCUCCUCCAAAUAUUCUCUGUAUGCUGAAUCAGAAGGUGAGAAUGACAGCACUUCAGACUCAGAGAGCAGCAGCUCCUCUAGCAGCUCUUCCUCAAGCCCUUCUUCCUCCUCCUCUUCCUCAACUUCCUCCUCUGCAUCUGAAGAAGAGGAGGAGGAGGACGAGGAGCCAUCAGCAGUUUCUUCAGCCUUGUCACCCCCUCGGGACAUCCCAUCAGAUCUCCCUGUCCCUGUGGAGGAGCCAGAACAAGAGAAGGCUUUAGUUCCACCUGUCAUACCUGUUCCUGAGUUGGAGAAGGUCCCAGUGAGGCCUCCAGGUCCUCCUGAGGAACCAUUGCCUGAGACACCUCAGCAUCCCCCAGAGCCACCAGCUGUCUCCCAAGCCUCUCCUCCCCUACCUCUUGCCCCUCGUCCUGAAGAAUGUCCAUCUUCUCCUAUCCCACUUCUCCCACCACCGAAGAAGCGUCGGAAAACAGUCUCCUUCUCUGCAUCAGAGGAAACCCCAACCACCCCAACCCCUGAGGCUCCCCCACCUGUUGCACCUCCAGCUAAGCCUCCUGGUCCCUUUCCCCGUAAAAUCUCCCGGGGUGGGGAUCGGACCAUUCGAAAUUUGCCCCUGGACCAUGCUUCUCUGGUCAAGAGCUGGCCAGAGGAUGGCUCCCGGGUGGGGCGGAACCGGAGUGGAGGUCGGGGUCGUCUGCCAGAAGAAGAAGAGCCCGGGACUGAAGUUGACUUAGCAGUGUUGGCAGAUUUGGCUCUGACUCCAGCUCGGCGAGGGCUCGUCACUCUGCCUGUAGGGGAUGAUUCUGAGGCCACAGAGACCUCGGAUGAAGCUGAGCGUUUGGGUCCGGCGGGUCCCUCAAUCAUUCAUGUUCUUCUGGAGCACAAUUAUGCUCUGGCUGUGCGGCCUGCUCCCCCUGCCCCAGUUUCCAGACCCCUGGAUCCACUUCCUUCCCCUGCCACUGUCUUCAGCUCACCUGCCGAUGAGGUCCUAGAAGCUCCUGAGGUAGUGGUCGCUGAGGUGGAGGAGGAAGAAGAGGAGGAGGAGGAGGAGGAAGAAGAGUCAGAGUCAUCAGAGAGUAGUAGCAGCAGCAGUGAUGGGGAGGGCGCCUUGAGGCGGCGGAGUCUUCGAUCCCAUGCUAGGCGCCGUCGACAGCCCUUGCCACCUGCCCCUCCGCCCCCACCCAGCUAUGAACCCCGAAGUGAGUUUGAGCAGAUGACCAUCCUGUACGACAUCUGGAAUUCUGGGCUUGAUGCUGAGGACAUGGGCUACUUACGACUCACCUACGAGAGGCUGCUGCAGCAGGACGGCGGAGCCGACUGGCUCAAUGAUACCCACUGGGUACAUCACACCAUCACCAACUUGACCACUCCCAAACGUAAGCGAAAGCCCCUGGAUGGGCCCAGGGAGCAUCAGACAGGCUCAGCUCGGAGCGAGGGUUACUACCCCAUCAGCAAGAAAGAAAAGGAUAAGUACUUGGAUGUCUGUCCUGUCUCAGCGCGUCAACUAGAGGGCUCAGACACCCAGGGGACAAACCGGGUGCUAUCAGAAAGAAGGUCAGAGCAACGUAGGCUGCUUAGUGCCAUUGGUACCUCAGCCAUUGUGGACAGUGACCUGCUGAAAUUGAAUCAGCUCAAGUUUCGGAAGAAAAAACUCCGAUUUGGCAGGAGCCGGAUCCAUGAAUGGGGUCUUUUUGCUAUGGAACCCAUUGCAGCUGAUGAGAUGGUUAUAGAGUAUGUGGGACAGAACAUACGUCAGGUGGUGGCUGACAUGAGGGAGAAACGGUAUGUGCAGGAGGGGAUUGGCAGCAGCUAUCUGUUUCGAGUGGACCAUGACACUAUCAUCGAUGCCACAAAAUGUGGGAAUCUGGCACGAUUUAUCAAUCACUGCUGCACGCCCAACUGCUAUGCCAAGGUGAUCACCAUUGAGGCCCAGAAGAAGAUUGUAAUCUACUCCAAGCAGCCAAUUGGGGUGGAUGAAGAGAUCACCUAUGACUACAAAUUCCCCUUGGAAGACAACAAGAUCCCGUGUUUGUGUGGCACUGAAAGUUGCCGGGGUUCCCUCAACUGAGGUCCCUAUGGAGGGGCUGGCUUUACCCUACCACCCCCUCCUCCAAUACACACACAUGCCCCUAAUUUAUUCCUGCCACAGGCUAGAGAACCAGCUAGGGCUUGAAUUGCCCUUUGACUUAUGUUCUGGGGUUCAGACUUAGACCCUGAGCCUCCGUUUCCUGUGGUUCCCAAGAUAAGGUGGGAGAGUGGUAGGGGGCAUGAGGUCUCUGCAGGGUGAGCAGAGAAAAUCCACCCCACCGUUUAGGAACCUAGAUACAGGAAAAAAUAAAAUUGGAGUGUUCCCCCCUCCCCUUGUGGGGAGUAUGGGUCUCCCAGAUUCUGGGUUGUGGGGAAUGCCCAAAACAUGAGGCAGGUUCUGCCCCCACUUUUUUUUUCUUUUCGGAGAAGAAACUGUAAAUGUUUUGUAGCUGCUAGCGGCUGUUUCCUGUGGAAACCUGGGGUGCCGGCCUGUACAGAUGCUGUUCUUUGAGGGGGAGGACUUUCCUAUCCCCCCCCAGCUUUGUUUUAUUGGGGGCUAUUCCCCUUACACCUCUUUUCUUCUCCAUUUUGGGGUCUCUGGAGCAGCUGGCCAUAUUUUUCCCCCCUCAGGAGAGCUCUUUCCUGGACCCCAGCUGGGAAUCUCUCCCUUCCCUGGUAUUGAUACUCCCUCCUCCCCCAAACCAGGGAAGACAGGGGUCUAUAAUUUCCCUGGCCUUGUCGUCUGGCCGUACUAGGCCUAAAAGGCCACAAGGGGUUAUCUGAAACCUGGGCCUUCACUUUGGGCUUUAGAGGCAUCAAGGCCAGGCCUGGGGCAAGGGGGAUUGUGACAUGGGAGGGUGUCUCCUGUCCACCCCAAGCUGCCUCUGCCCUGUUCUUCAAAGGGCCAUGUUCAAAUUCCCACCCCAUAAGUGGCUGCACAGCUGGCCAGGGGCUGGGAGAAGACAGAUGGCACAGGCCCCCAGGGUUUGACCCCAGCUCUAUCCUCCCCACUCCUGUUGGCCUGGUUUUGUACAUAUGUUAAUAGCGCGGAUGCCUCGGACCCGACGCCACAUUUUUAUAAUUGUGAUUA
This is a messenger RNA of Trichosurus vulpecula (common brushtail), 6417 nucleotides long. RefSeq names its product SET domain containing 1A, histone lysine methyltransferase (gene SETD1A). The transcript has 19 exons. Gene Ontology annotation, cellular component: Set1C/COMPASS complex. Lineage: Eukaryota; Metazoa; Chordata; Mammalia; Diprotodontia; Phalangeridae. Gene Ontology annotation, molecular function: RNA binding; protein binding; histone H3K4 methyltransferase activity. The coding region runs from base 259 to 5367 and encodes 1702 amino acids. The record is from RefSeq and is a predicted model, not a curated record.